GAUAUAAAGACUGACUUUAAUGCUCUUGACGAAAAAGUAUCUUCGAAAUCGAAAUUAACAGAACAAGCACAAAAUCAUUCAAAUAAUAGUUGUGAGUUGACUGGAGAAUGUACUUGUAAACUCGUUGGAGAAUGCGAGCCUUGUAAUGAAAUAGAAUCGAAAGCUGAGUCUUAUUGUAAACCAUAUGGAAAAAAAGAAGAAAUUAAAUGCGAAUGGAAUAGCACAUCAAAACCUGAUAAUUUACCUAAAUAUCGAUCAUGUCGACGAGUCAAAAGGCUUGAAAGAGUAAAAUACUUUGAAUUCCAGUUUGUUAAUGUAUUCAUUGCAUGUAUGUCUUGUGCUAUUCUGUUUUAUCGAAGGCAAAAACUCACUGCAGAUGGUUAUAGAAGGUUAGCCAGGCGUAUAGGUG
Messenger RNA from Scutellospora calospora, 409 nucleotides. The record is from the annotation of a GenBank genome assembly. Lineage: Eukaryota; Fungi; Glomeromycota; Glomeromycetes; Diversisporales; Gigasporaceae.